AUGUACGACGAGAAAGCGCCAUCUACGAAGGGGAAAGCCGAGCGGUUCUUCAGAAAUGGCAAAUUCGCGUCUUGCCUGACGUUACUGGCGGCCCUCGUUGCAUUCUGUCUGUCACUCGUCGCCAUACUCUCCACCGGCGACAACAAGCAACUCAGACAAUACAGCCUGCUCACCCUCAACACGUCCAGACUCUUCCAGGACGUAGUCAAGAUAAGGAGUACCAACACCGCUCGCUCCCCAGAUCUCAUGGCUCUCUCCUCUCCAGACGCAAGCGAGACCGUCGACCCGCCCGUCUCGCCCCAGGUCACCCCCCGAGCGGUGCUACCCGACCGGGUCGAAGCCCGCCAGCUCCCUCCGCCCUCGGACCUCUUUUCCUGGCUCGAGUCCGUCGGCUCUGACUUGCCUCAGCCCACGGGCAUUCCCAGGCCCGGAGGAGACCCGGACACGGAUCCGGACCCGGACGGGGACGGUGGCAGCGUCGUGCAAGAGCUGCAGGGCCUCUUCAACAACCUGCUCGGGGCUGCGAGCGGAGCCGUAGGGGAGGAGAUUAUCCAGGUCGUUAAUCGCCUCGUCGCUGAAGUCCUGGAUGCGCUCGGGAUCAAGGAUUACUACUCGCUGUACUUGGAUGAGUUCUGCAGUGGGGAUUACACCGAGAGCGGCGGCAUGGAUACGGACAAGUGCACUUCUUUCGACAACGCCCUCACACUCCCCGGCAGCAGCGGCAGCAGCUCCACCCUCCAAAUCGGCACCACCAUCUUCGACUUCUCCGCCCUCAACCUCCCCGCCAAACUCUCUUCCGCCGGCGGCACCAUCACGCAGCUCACGCGCGCCCUCCUCGCCCUCCUCGCCCUCGGCACCGCCAGCAGCGGCCUCCUCAUCCUCCUCACGCCGCUCCUCACCAUCCUCCUCUCCCUCUUCCUCCACCCCAAGCGCCAACCCGCCGUCCGCCUCCUGCUCACCGCUCUCGCCGCCCUGGCCAGCACCUCCCUCCUCACCGUCGCCGCCAUCGAGACCGCCAUCCUCGUGCUCGUCUCGGGCCUCGUCAACGGCGUCGGCGACGGUCUGGGCAUCGAGGUGCAGAGCGGCCGCCGCUACCUCGCUCUCUUGUGGGUGAGUGCCGGGGCCAUGCUGCUCGCGACGGCCGUCUGGUUGUGGACGUGGCACGUCGAGUACUACGUGCGGCGGCCCCGGCCGGAGGGGUUCUCCGACGACGGCGAUGAUGAUGAUCGGCACUUGUCGUCGUCGUCGUCGUCCGCCUCGGCGGCUAGUGGGGGCGGGAGCGAGUGGGAGGCGGAGAGGGGCAGGCCGGCGUUUCGGAGUCGUCUGGAUCCUGGGAGCGUGUUGCAUCCGCGGGCGCCGGAGGCGGGAGUUGCAUAUAGUUAG
Molecule: messenger RNA, 1383 nt
Organism: Drepanopeziza brunnea f. sp. 'multigermtubi' MB_m1
Lineage: Eukaryota; Fungi; Ascomycota; Leotiomycetes; Helotiales; Drepanopezizaceae
Biological process (GO): fungal-type cell wall organization
Cellular component (GO): cell cortex of cell tip; plasma membrane
Source: RefSeq, a predicted model, not a curated record